AUGAAGGCGCACAAGCGCUUCCAGUGCCUGGCGCUGGUGUGCUGUCUUCUUGGGAGCACACUUUCAGUGGCUGUCAACAAUGAUCCAGAUGAUACUCUGUCUUCAUCAGGAAUACAAUCUACUGGCUAUACCGGUACCGCCAGCACCGCCUCUGGAUCUGUACUCGGGCAUACAACGAGUGAGGAGAUCUACGCUGCCGGGUCAUCUACCUGGACCGUAGAUGUCACCAUCUGGUCGUCAGGCGUCAACACUGGUACGGAUACCUGGGCGACUAGUUGGACCGACUCCUCAACUCGAUCUGCCGCUCCUUCGUCUUCCUUGCUUGGCCACACCACAAGAGACGUUACAUGGUCCUCUGGCUCGUCCACCUGGACCGGCUGCAUCACAGAAUGGUCCUCCGCUGUUACGUCUGGCUCGUCAACGUGGGUGACCACAUGGACCGAUACCUCGACUACCCCGCAAACACAGUCUACACAAGGUGCCACUCCCGAUUCAAGUCAGUCAAGUUCUGCUCAGCAAGGUACUGCCUCGACUUUGACGCUGACCACCAGCCAGCAGAGCUCGCCUGACAGCCAAGGUCAGCCGUCCUCGCAGCCGUCGACUUCGCAGUCAUCAAUUCCGCAGUCUUCAGUCCCGUCGCCUACGUCGCAGCAGUCAGUUGCGCAGCCGCCAAGCACUCAGGGAUCUGCAUCCAGUAGUCCACAGGGUUCUAGCCAGACCUCCAGCCCGUCCACUCCACAGUCUGUCUCCGAAGCCACGCCGGCUUCAACGUCUUCGGCUGAAUCCUCAUUGUCUUCGUCGGCAAGUGGCAGUCUGACUUCGACGUCCGUUCCGCAAUCAUCCUCCAGUCAACAAGAGACGACGUUGGCCACUUUCUUUCGUGACUACUGUCUGGAGCACUUACUAUUCCGAGUCAACAUCUCCUUCGGCCUCCAGUCAGUCAACUGUGACGACGACUUCGAGCGGCUUGGUGUCUUCAGCUGCGAGCAACUCAACGUCUGGCGCCACUUCGAGCGAUUCGGUAUCGACAUUCAGUCCUGGCAACUCGACGUCUUUGUCAAGUUCGAGCAACUCGACGACUAUCUUGCCACCGAGCAAUUCGACGUCUGUCUCGACUCAAAGUAA
This is a messenger RNA of Cyphellophora attinorum, 1125 nucleotides long. RefSeq lists its product as uncharacterized. The coding region runs from base 1 to 1125 and encodes 374 amino acids. The record is from RefSeq and is a predicted model, not a curated record. The transcript has 3 exons. Lineage: Eukaryota; Fungi; Ascomycota; Eurotiomycetes; Chaetothyriales; Cyphellophoraceae.